GUACAUGACAUACAUACAGAGAGUACUGUUUCUACGCUUCGAUCUCGAAGUCUUGAUCGAUCGAUUAAAAUGCCCCUCACAAUUAAGAUAAAACUCCUCCGUGCUUUGUCUGUGAUCCAAUGCUGGUUAUCUUUGUGGUUGAUAGUGCUCGGAAUCGUGGAAAUUGUGCGAGUAAAAUGGAGAUUCAGUGGGCUUGGAAUGCCCAUUUGGACUGGAGUGUUGGUUGCUCUUACUGGUUCAUUUGGUGUUUUGAUAACUUUUAAAUUUCUGCAAAAGUCACAGGGAGUGGUAACUAUUCCUCAAUAUUUAGCAAUGACAUUGAUGGGUUUCUCCCUGGUGUGUGGUAUUCUCUCAAGCAUGAUCAUGUUUAAUUAUGGGCUGGAAUUGGCUGUGGCAGGCCAAAGGUCAUUUCUAUAUUAUACUGGCAACCGUGAUUUUGCUGACAACUCUUUCACCCUGGUUAAAGCACCUCUUUCUGUUGAUGCUCGUUUCAAGGAGGAGCAUGCCCUUGUGGGCUCCAUCUUUGCAUUCACUUUGCUGGAAAUGAUUGCAGCUUUAUGGUCUGCCGCCCUCUGCUUUGUCAAUGAUCAAAAGCCAAUGGACAAGAAUGAAGAUUAUGAAGUUGAUCCCUUGAUGGAGGGCGUUGGACAAAGCCAACAAGCGAGUGGUGCAUCAUGCUAAUUGUGUACAUGCAGUUACUUGUAUUAAUUAAUAGAUUCCAUGUUGCUGUGCACCUUUUCAGUUAUAGAGUAUAGAUGAUGUCAAAAUGUGGUUAGAAUAAAAAUUUCGUACAAGUGGUGCACUGAAGUGUGUCACUGAUAUUCUUACCAUGUUUCACUUCAUCUGUGAUCUGUGGCAACUUGAAUAUGGUAAAAUACCAAAAUGCUUUUAAUGGUGAUGUCAUCGAUGCAUCUGUCUUCCAAUAUAUUGUGAGAACCAAUCAAAGUGAAGGUAUGAUUUGGCUUAUAUAACGAUAAGUAGAUAACAAUUAUAGUAAUAUUGUGACCCAUGGGCUUCACAAUAAGCACUGUCUCUCAUGAUAGGAACCUUAAGCAGUUAGGACGGCAAAUUGCCAAGGGGACGUUAAACGUAUAUACUUAAAAUUGAAUUUAUAUUUUUAGUUAGAAUUUCGCCAUCGUAGUUUGCUAAACGUCCCUGAUAUGUUGAAAUCAACUACUAUAUCACAAAAAAAAUUGUUCUGAAGUGCUUCAUGUUGUUUACAAAACAACCCUUGUUACCAGAGUUUAUCAUUGUAGAAUUUCUCGAAAUGUAACGCUAGCAGUAGAGUAUGUCACGAAAUGCAACGCAUGUGUUCUGAAGUGCUUCAUGUUGUUCAAAAACAACCCUUGUUACCAGAGUUUAUCAUUGUAGAAUUUCUCGAAAUGUAACGCUAGCAGUAGAGUGUCACGAAAUGUAACGCAUGUGUAAUGUCACCGGAUCUCGUGAUUAUCACGUGACGCGUGUUGAAUUGUAACCUGUAAAGAAACCUGGUGGUUUUUCGGA
Molecule: messenger RNA, 1503 nt
Organism: Pocillopora verrucosa
Lineage: Eukaryota; Metazoa; Cnidaria; Anthozoa; Scleractinia; Pocilloporidae
Source: RefSeq, a predicted model, not a curated record